Molecule: messenger RNA, 1287 nt
Organism: Eleginops maclovinus (Patagonian blennie)
Lineage: Eukaryota; Metazoa; Chordata; Actinopteri; Perciformes; Eleginopidae
Gene: mtnr1bb
Product: melatonin receptor 1Bb
Exons: 4
Coding region: 125-1216 (363 amino acids)
Biological process (GO): G protein-coupled receptor signaling pathway
Cellular component (GO): plasma membrane
Molecular function (GO): melatonin receptor activity
Source: RefSeq, a predicted model, not a curated record
UUGGAAUUUGGAGAGGCAUCCAGGCGCGAUUCAUGUUUUGUUUAGGACACACAGUUACCGGCGGUACCUGCGGGACAUAAAGCACAGUUGGGACUUGAAGGCAGCGUUGGGCUGUGGGCCAGUGAUGCCGGACACAUUCACACUCAUAAACCGGACAGAGCCACGGUUGGGGCAGCUGGAGCGCACACUGGCCACGGACGAGAGCACUCGCCCCGCCUGGGUCAUAGCAAUCCUGGCCAGCGUUUUGAUCUUCACCACGGUGGUGGACGUGCUGGGAAAUCUGCUGGUAAUCAUAUCCGUGUUCAGGAACCGCAAACUGAGGAACUCUGGUAAUGUCUUUGUGGUGAGUUUGGCCUUUGCUGACCUUGUGGUAGCCUUCUACCCUUACCCCAUGGUUCUCUACGCGCUUUUCCACGAUGGAUGGGCACUGGGAAACACACAAUGCAUGGUCAGCGGUUUUGUGAUGGGGCUGAGUGUCAUUGGCUCCAUUUUCAACAUCACUGGGAUUGCAGUGAACAGAUACUGCUACAUCUGUCACUCAUUCUCCUACAGUCGGCUGUACAGCUUUCGCAACACUCUGCUGUUUGUUGCCUUAAUUUGGCUGCUCACAGUGGUGGCUAUAAUCCCAAACUUCUUUGUUGGCUCCCUGCGCUACGACCCGAGGGUCUACUCCUGCACCUUCGCCCAGAAUGUCAGCAGCUCCUACACGGUGGCGGUAGUGGUGGUUCACUUCUUGGUUCCCAUCGCAGUGGUUACCUUCUGUUAUCUACGCAUCUGGGUACUUGUGAUUCAGGUGCGACGCAAAGUGAAAUCAGAGGAGAGUCCUCGAAUCAGACCAAGUGACGUGCGGAACUUCAUCACCAUGUUUGUGGUCUUUGUGCUGUUCGCCAUCUGCUGGGCUCCACUCAACCUGAUUGGCUUGGCGGUGGCCAUUGAUCCGUCUCGUGUGGUUCCCCGUAUCCCAGAAUGGCUUUUUGUGGUCAGCUACUUCAUGGCCUACUUUAACAGUUGUCUGAAUGCCAUCAUCUAUGGCUUGCUCAACCGGAAUUUCAGGAACGAGUACAAACGCAUUGUAACAUCAAACUGGAUGGUUCGGCUCUUUGUGACGGAGACUUCACGAGGCGCCACGGAGGGCAGGAGCCUGAGGAGCAAGCAAUCGCCGCCUCAGCCACUCAACAACAACGAUUCUGUCAGAGAUCGUUCAAACAAACAAUGAAAUCUAAAUCUAUGAGCCUGUUAACUGGUAAUCCCUGUUUUUAUGUGACAACCAGUCAGUUGUGCAGCUAA